Molecule: messenger RNA, 288 nt
Organism: Haemonchus placei
Lineage: Eukaryota; Metazoa; Nematoda; Chromadorea; Rhabditida; Trichostrongylidae
Source: the annotation of a GenBank genome assembly
AUGAGGAGCUCCAACAACUAUCACUACUACACUCAACCAGUCGAUGCCCAGACUCUAGCUGAAGCAGCGAAACAUGUGAGAGCUCGUCAGGAAAGGGAAAGGCGUGAAAGUCAUGAAAUUCAAGAAGACAGCGAGAAGAGACGUGACCUAAAUGCAACUCGAAUUCUGGAGGCGAAAUGCAGGAAUAUCGUCUUUGAGGUCAGAGGAAUCAGAAGAGUACUUACAUAUUAUUCGCAGCGCUCCACUUUUUUCUUCUUCUUUCUGUUUGCUCUCGUUUUCUCUUGUUAG